Messenger RNA from Penicillium verrucosum, 1278 nucleotides. Its product is annotated as DUF2855 family protein. The transcript is spliced from 3 exons. The coding region runs from base 1 to 1278 and encodes 425 amino acids. The record is from RefSeq and is a predicted model, not a curated record. NCBI's taxonomy places the organism in Eukaryota, Fungi, Ascomycota, Eurotiomycetes, Eurotiales, Aspergillaceae.
AUGGGUGUUCAUGUAGUUUCAAAGCUGGAUAACCGCCAGCAUGCGAGCUUCAACCUGGAAGCCGCUGCUCAGCGGGAACUAUCGGACUCUUCAGUAAGAAUUCGCACGCAAUUGAUCAGCCUCACUUCGAACAACUUGACCUAUGCCCGCAUGGGCGGAUUCUUACGUUGGUGGGACGCAUACCCCGUAUCUGAAGACUAUCCCGCACCAUACAACGACCCCUCAACCUGGGGAAUCGUUCCGGCCUGGGGCUAUGCAACAGUGGAAGAGACAACCAUUCCAGAAUUACCCAAAGGAACACUCCUAUACGGAUUCUGGCCGACGACCAGCGCGUCAACCGAUCUCAAACUCAAACGCAGCUCACCAGAAGGCCACUGGAUCGAGACCAGCGAGCAUCGCCAAAAGCUAAUGCCACUGUAUAACCGUUACACGGUAACCCCGACCACGACCCCAAUCUCCGAGCUCACCACCGCGUCCAAUUCCCUUUCAGAUUCUGCCCGAGAUGAGCUAGACCGCAUGGCCUGGACCACGCUGCUCAUUGGCGGGGUAGCCGGGUUCGUUCUCAGCGAGUAUGUUUUCUCGUCCAACCCAAACCAACCCCCAUCCAUCCACUGGGAAACCAAGCUGGUGAACCUAGCCGCGUCGACUAAAACGGCCCGUGUUUUCUCAUACUACCUCUCGCGAAAGCCGGAUAGCUCGGCACCCCUUGGCUUGUUGCAGGUUACAUCGGCUAUGUCACGCAUCCAGGAGGCGGAUCGGAAUCUACCUACUUCUGUUCCUUCGAAGGUGGUUGCAUAUGGGGAUGUUGAUUGUACGGAGUCUGCGGAGUGGCUGGCUAGCCGCAGGCCCUCGAAGAUUGUUAUUGUUGAUUUUGGUGGUCGUGGGAAUGCGAUGGAAGAUACACUUUCUCUGAUCAAGAAUAGUGCCGAGCUGCAAGCUUGCAAGGUUGUUAUUGUCCAGGUUGGGAAUGAGCAAAAAGUAUACUCGACGGAGGAGAUUAUUGCUGGACAGACUGCGAUGGCGGAGCUUGGAAAGGUUCAGUAUAACACCUCUGGUGUUCAAGACACGAUACUCGAGACUGUCGGCCCGGAAGCAUACUUUGCAACAAUAGGCGCACAGUGGGAAAAAUGGCUCGAUGAGCGACACUUGAGCGAGCCGGGGAUGAAGAUUGUGUUUGGCAGUGGUGUCUGUGGUGCAGAUGGUGUUGAGGGAGGGUGGGAGAGACUUUGUCAUGGACAAGUAGGAGCCGAAGAGGGAUUGGUUUACAAGAUCCAAUAA